Molecule: messenger RNA, 1935 nt
Organism: Ictalurus furcatus (blue catfish)
Lineage: Eukaryota; Metazoa; Chordata; Actinopteri; Siluriformes; Ictaluridae
Gene: syt10
Product: synaptotagmin X
Exons: 7
Coding region: 23-1702 (559 amino acids)
Biological process (GO): regulation of dopamine secretion; cellular response to calcium ion; calcium-ion regulated exocytosis
Cellular component (GO): membrane
Molecular function (GO): clathrin binding; phosphatidylserine binding; calcium-dependent phospholipid binding
Source: RefSeq, a predicted model, not a curated record
CAGCAGCGCACGCGGCGUCCUGAUGAAUCCUCGCGCGCGCGGCUCCUCCAACAUACAAUGGAUUAACAGGAAAGACAUGAGCGCACGCGCCGAGGACGGCGUAAGCCUGUGCCAGCGGGCGCUACAGAUCAUCACCGAGCUGUGCCUCGCCGGCCACGUCAACCGGGAGAAAUGCGCGGACAUCUUUCCAACCGAGAGCAACAUACCAGACAUCUCUGUAAGUCUCCUAGCUGUGCUCGUGGGUUUCUGUGGACUCGCCCUGUUGGUAGUCUCUCUCUUUGUGUUUUGGAAGCUGUGCUGGCCCAUCUGGAGAAGCAAAGCAAUCUCUUCACACAGCGAGACUGUCUCCCAAGGGGUGCUGCCCGAGGCACCAGCGCCCGCACCUCAUGUCCCACCGUCUCUUCCAGAGCGCCAGGGCUUACAAGCCGAGAAGCAGGAGAAGAAAGAGGAGGAGGAGGAGCAGAGGAGGAAGGUGCCUGAGGUGAAGGUAAACGGUUGUAGGUCAGUGAAGUCGCUUGAGGCAGCCAUGAAGAUCAGCCAGACAUCUCCAGACAUCCCGGCUGAGGUGCAGCAGACAAUACGCGAACGCCUCAGUAAGAAGACCAAGAUUCAGAAACAGAGCACUGAACCCACCUCCUUCUCCAGACACAAUUCCUUUCGUCGCCUUCUCCGACGGCAGAUGAAUGUCACCAGUGUGGACUUUACCAUGGACACUCUGCCAGUGAGACAAUCCUCAGCAGUCAGCAUUGGACGCAUAAAGCCAGAACUCUACAAGCAGAAGUCUGUGGACUCAGAAGAAGGGAACAAGGAGCCAGUGGAGACAUGUGGGAAGCUUAGCUUUGCACUGAAGUACGACUAUGAGGAGCAGGCUUUAGUUGUGCGCAUCCUUAAAGCGCUGGACCUGCCAGCCAAGGACUUCACAGGUACCUCCGACCCCUACGUAAAGAUCUACUUGCUCCCUGAGCGUAAAAAAAAGUUCCAGACACGGGUCCAUCGAAAGACACUCAACCCUACAUUUGACGAGGUAUUCUGUUUCCCGGUGGAGUACGAUCAGCUGUGUAACCGCAAGUUGCACUUCAGCGUCUACGAUUUUGACCGCUUCACGAGUCAUGACAUGAUCGGCGAGGUAGUGGUGGACAACCUGUUUGAGCUCUCAGACCUGUCGCGUGAGGCUGUAGUCUGGAAGGACAUUCUCGCAUCCACUACAGAAAGUGUGGAUUUAGGGGAAAUUAUGUACUCCCUCUGCUACCUUCCCACGGCUGGCCGGAUGACUCUGACUGUCAUCAAGUGCCGAAAUCUAAAAGCCAUGGACAUUACUGGCUCCUCUGACCCGUACGUUAAAGUGUCGCUGAUUUGUGAUGGUCGAAGGCUGAAGAAACGGAAGACCACCACUAAGAAGAGCACACUCAACCCUGUGUACAACGAGGCCAUCAUCUUUGACAUCCCUCCUGAGAACGUAGAGCAGGUCAGCCUGUCGAUUGUGGUGAUGGAUUAUGACAGAGUUGGACACAAUGAGGUGAUCGGUGUGUGUCGGACAGGACCCGAUGCAGAGGGUCUGGGUCGAGAUCACUGGAACGAGAUGCUGGCCUACCCACGCAAGCCCAUCACCCACUGGCAUGCCCUGUGUGAGUGGCCGGGAAGGGGAUCCAGUUUUGAAAGCCAGGCUUCCUGCCCUUCACCUAAACCUCCACAGACUCCAUGACCACAAUGAGAUACUGAAAGACACAAAUCUUUUCACACAGCUUAAUGGCCAUGUUUUUGGUUUGUAUCACCAGAUAUCUCUUUUUCUCUUGUUGUAGCUUGUAAAAUUCCAGAAUUUUGCCAGAGGAUAACAUGCAGUGCAGGUAUCCCAUGUACACACAGCUAAUGUGACUCUGUUACCUCUAGAACCUGUGCUGAAAGUGUGUGGGUUAAAAGCAAUGGGUGAUGCAGCAA